AUGUGUAGAUCAGUUGUUUGCAAUCUUUGUGCUAAGAGAACUUGGACCGGCUGCGGUAACCAUAUUCCUCUGGCAAUGAGUUCUUAUUCCAAGUCCGAAUGGUGCAAUUGUCUUCCAAGAUACAAUGAUCAGAAGGAGUCUUCAUUUCCUCCAGGAUACGGCUACGCUAGAAAGCCUGAAACUCCACUUGAAGACAGACCUGAAUCCAAGUACAAGAAGACCUGGAGAGGUUGCGGUCAGCACAUUCCUGCUGCUAUGUCCCAAAGUCCAAAGGAUUCAUGGUGUACCUGUGUUCCUGCUGAUGGAUCUGCUAGAGGUGAAUAUCCCCCAAUGGCUGGUUCCGGUAAGAAAGCUUAA
This is a messenger RNA of Lizanozyma spartinae, 357 nucleotides long. RefSeq lists its product as uncharacterized. Lineage: Eukaryota; Fungi; Ascomycota; Pichiomycetes; Serinales; Debaryomycetaceae. The coding region runs from base 1 to 357 and encodes 118 amino acids. The transcript is spliced from 3 exons. The record is from RefSeq and is a predicted model, not a curated record.